CGCACGCACUCAUCUCCCCUUUCUCCCUGUUAGUGGUCGCCAGUACACAGCACCCACCUACCUAACCUAGAUAGAUAGAUAGGCAGGAGCUGAUAUCCAUGGCCAGCAUGGCACCGUCGCCGGCGAGCUCCUGCGUGUCCUCCGACGAGGAGGAGGCCGCGGCGGCCAAGGCGAUGGUGGUGGCGGGGUGCCCGCGGUGCCUCAUGUACGUGAUGCUCUCGUCGGAGCCGCCUCGGUGCCCUCGCUGCAACAGCCCCGUGCUCCUGCAAUUCCUCCACGGCGCCGACGCCAACACCGCCAACGCCAACGCCGACGCCAACACCAACAUGCACGGCGGCAAGAGCUAGCCUGCCUGCUUGCUACUCCUUUCUUACCCACUGUAGCCGUGAUGAUCUGCAUGGGAUUUUCAGGUCGUAGUCAGGAAGUAGCUAGCUUUCGAAUCGACUUGCAGCAUCGUUGACCAACCAAAUCUAGAAUUUGAGCGGACUGCGAGAAAGAGCGUUUGCAAUGUGGCUUGUGACCAAUCACCGUGUGGCUGGAUGAUUGGAUUGCACGACUAUUUCUGCUUUGUUUUGAUUCUAGUAUUGAAGAUGGGUUCGUGACCGAUCAACCUCCAGCUAAUUAUAUAGCACAGCAGUAUAGCCAGCCCGGAUGCUGACUGGGAAUGAUCAA
Messenger RNA from Triticum urartu, 672 nucleotides. The record is from RefSeq and is a predicted model, not a curated record. Lineage: Eukaryota; Viridiplantae; Streptophyta; Magnoliopsida; Poales; Poaceae.